UAGUUGGAAAACUUCAACUUUUUGCUCGUUUUGCCAGAAACUUAUUUUUAUAAAAAUUCUAAUUUGGUUUUUUGCUGCAGGAGCGUGCUUAAUCUGCAACAUUAAAUAUUGCUUUGAAGAUUAAAAAUUAAAAAGUGAUGGAUAACCUUGUGGAGAAAAUUGUCCACGAAGUUAAGUCGCAGGGGGUGUUCGAUGAAUUCCGUAAAGAUUCGAUGGCGGAUGUGGAUACAAAGCCCGCCUAUCAAAAUCUCAGACAGCGUGUUGACACAUCAGUGAAGAAGUUUCUGUCGGGGAUUUUGUGGACUCCAGACUUGAAUAAAAAUCAACUAAGAGAAAAGCUCAGGCGCCAUAUCACCGAAUCAGGAUUUCUAGAUGUGGGUGUGGAACGAAUAGUUGAUCAGGUGGUGAAUCCCAAAAUUGGCAGUGUUUUUCAACCCCGUAUAGAAGAAAUAGCAUACAAAUUUCUGGGUCUACCCCCGCCACAGAAAAUAUAUGAUCCUCCACCGCCUCCGUUGAUGCAUCCCUUAACUGCCCCUCCGUUACCAUUGGCAGCUCCACCACCACCCUUGAAAAUAGAAACAUGUAGUUUAUUACCAAACGAUCUGGAACAAGUAAGUCCUGAUUCGGAUAAAGCUACAGUUAAAUCCGAAAUCGAAGGCGAUGACAAAACAGAAGUUGACAUGGAAAUGGACGACAAAGUGGUAGAUGACGACGAAUCGCCGCCCUUUGAACCACUGGUAAACGACAAUCCCGACAUUGAGCUAAAGAUGGAAGCCGUUGAAAUGAAAUGUGAAAUCGAAAGUGUAACUAUGCAACGAAAGUUUAAGGAGGAAGAUUACAGUGCUGCUACAAUCAAGACGGAAGCAAAAGACUAUAUUAAUAAUCAGCAUUUAAAUGACUAUAUUGCAUCAAAUAUAGAUAAAGACACCAGUCGAUCAAUGGACUGCAGAAAUUCUCAAGAUUCGCAAUAUUCAAGCGUAUCUAGCGAUACACACUUAUCUCCUGUGACAAAAAAUGACCCGCCGCGAAGCUCUCAGGAAGAUGCUGUGACAGCAAAUAUAUCUGAAGAAGCUCAAAUGCCCAAAUUUAAUGAAAGUUCUAGUGAACCGAAUGGUACUAACGGCAACAAGGAUAUUGUAGACGCUGAGUUGCAUUUUGAUAUAAAAAAAGAUGAGAUAAAGUUUGAAGGAACGGAGCGUAAAAAUUUGUCCGGGUCCCAAGAUUAUUCUGUACUUGAUGAGAAUAAGCGCUCCGAAUCCGUAUGCGUCAAAACAGAAAAUAAAAACGAUACUUUUGAAUUUACGGGCAACAAUAACUCCAGUUUGGAACAAAAGGAAGAUGACAUGGAAAGGACACCUAACGCUCAGGAACUAAGUUUUGGUUCAAGUGUUGAGGACUCAACAUCAACUCCUACAAUAAACUCAAAACAGGUGGUUCCCAACGACAAGGGAAAAGAUUUUGGGGUUGAAGAGAAGUCGCUGCAGCUUACAACGCCGAAAUACCCAUCAACUUCUACACCUACCGAAACACCCACUGCAACUCCUACACCGACUUUUUCACAAAGUUCUGCGGCUACGCCAUCCCCUGUGACAACCCAAAAGAACGAAAGAGAUUAUUCCGUGAAGCACUCCUCUUCUUCAAAGCACAAGAAACAUUCGAAAGAGCGCCGAAGAUCUCAAGAACGUGAAAGGGAGAGGGAUCGUUAUAGAAGCAAGGACAGUAGACACCAUACAGGUGGUAGCGGUAAACAUUCAUCAUCGUCAUCAAGCAAGUAUUCUUCGUCGUCCUCACAUAAUAAAUCAUCAAAUGAAAAGGAAGCAGACAAGUUAUAUUCUUCACAUUCCUCGUCUAAAUAUGGAAAACAUUCCUCAUACUCUUCAUCCGAGAAACGCCACACAUCUUCGAGUUCCCACAGAGACCACUCUUCAUCAUCCUCAGCAUCGAAGCGCAGCAAGGAGGACGAUCAUCAGGAGGCUAAACAGAAACUACAGCGACGAAAGUCCACCGACUCAAAUGAUGAAGGAGACAGAGGCGACGGCGGCGGCGGCGGUGGAGGCGGCGGAAGAUCUGGUUCACAAAACAAUAAAUCAAGUAUUUCUAAUUCAAAAUCUAAAUCAAAAUCUAAUUAUGUUGGAGAGGCGCCUUCUAAAAAUAAUGAUGUUCAGAAAGAUCAGGUGUCCUCACGGAAUGGCAAUAAAGAAUGUAAACGAAACCAUAAUGUUGUAAUAUUGAGUAACCUUUUGGAGAAUCCGGAGACACAAUGUAUCGACCUGAACACACAAGGCCAUUUGGCAGGCUUAACACUGGCUCAAGCAAAUCAAUCUGCGGACCUUGAUGAAAUAGAUAAAUGUUCCGAUCUUUUGUACUUUGAAGACAUGCAGAAGUCAUUUCUAGAUAAAUUAAGCUUUCUCAACCACACAAUGGAUUUGUGUCGACGUGCAGUGAAUAGCUUACGUUUUGAUUCACCUGUAGAUGAGGGGAUCGAAGUGUUAUCAAGUGAAGAUGACUAUAAUCACAAUAUUACCUGUUCCUUGAAAAGGAAAUCAAGUUCGAAUUAUGAAGAAUUCGAGAAGACCCCGGAAAAACGUUGUCUAAUUGCCAAAGGCGAGAAUAUUGUGUUAAAAACGUCACCUUCACCAUCAGAUAUUAGUGUUAGCUCAAAGGAGAACGAAGAAAUUGACAAAAAUUCGGAAAUGAGUCAAAACUUCAAGAUGGAUGUAUCAACAUUUGUUUCGUGCAAUUCCUGAUCACUGUUGGGCGGUGCCCUCUGUAUAUCGAACCGUAUGCCAAAACUGUGUCACCCGAUCGAACGUGUUUCGAUCGCGUAGAAUAGCUGAUUUGUAGGACAACCGUUUGUUGGGAUGAUACAGUCUUUGUGGGCCUGACAGCUGCUCUAUAACCUUGAAGCAAGAUGAAAACGCUGCAAACGUUUCCAAAAAGUAUGAAGUAAUAUUUUUGUAUGCAUAUUUCUAGCUUUUACCUAAUACAACUUAAAAUGUUUGAAAUAAUACAACAGAAAAAGAAGCAA
Molecule: messenger RNA, 3028 nt
Organism: Stomoxys calcitrans (stable fly)
Lineage: Eukaryota; Metazoa; Arthropoda; Insecta; Diptera; Muscidae
Gene: BOD1
Product: biorientation of chromosomes in cell division protein 1-like 1
Exons: 4
Coding region: 138-2747 (869 amino acids)
Source: RefSeq, a predicted model, not a curated record